Molecule: messenger RNA, 2037 nt
Organism: Rhizopus microsporus ATCC 52813
Lineage: Eukaryota; Fungi; Mucoromycota; Mucoromycetes; Mucorales; Rhizopodaceae
Product: acyl-CoA oxidase
Exons: 7
Coding region: 1-2037 (678 amino acids)
Biological process (GO): fatty acid beta-oxidation using acyl-CoA oxidase; lipid homeostasis
Cellular component (GO): peroxisome
Molecular function (GO): FAD binding; fatty acid binding; acyl-CoA oxidase activity
Source: RefSeq, a predicted model, not a curated record
AUGUCUACACAAGCGCCUAAAGACAUGGAAAGGGAAAGACAGUCCGUAUCAUUCAGUAUAGAAGCGCUUUCUCAUUUUUGGAUGGGUGGAAAAGAAAAGUAUAUACAAAGGCAAACUGCAUACGAUUACAUAAAACGUGAUCCAGAACUCGUAGUUCAACCACCAAGAAAUAUCUUGGACUUUACAAAGGAAGAAUGGCGAGAAUUGUACUUUGUUCGACUGCUUGUUCAACUAAAGGAGGAGUUAAAAGAUAACCAGGGCCUGUUUAAAGAAAUUGUCGAAGCUUCGUUCAACUAUUCCGAAAGCUUAUGCAUGCGAAACGGCGUUCAUGAAACACUGUUUCGCAGUGUAGUGGAGAUGAUGGGCAACAAUGACCAACGAUCCUACUGGGGCAAACUAUUGAACGACUAUAAAGUGAUUGGAUGUUUUGCCAUGACAGAACUAGGACACAGCUCUGCGCUACGUGGUAUUGAAACAACAGCGACAUUUGACAUUGAAACAGAUGAGUUUGUCAUUAACUCCCCUACUAUUACAUCUACUAAAUGGUGGAUUGGACUCGCCGGACAAACGGCCACCCAUGCUGCUGUCCUUGCACAAACGACUAUUCAUGGCAAGAACGUUGGCGCCAACUGGUUUAUUAUUCCUCUCCGAGACUCAGUCAGUGGUGAGCAGCUUUCAAAUAUUCGUGUAGGCGACAUAGGUACCAAAGUUGGUCAUCAAGGAACAGAUAAUGGUUGGAUUCAAUUUCAUAAAGCACGUGUGCCAAGGAAAAAUAUGAUGUCAAAAUGGGCCAGAAUCGAUCGUCAUGGCACAUAUCAACCUGCACCAAAUCCUGCUGUGAUGUAUGCUACGUUGAUACCCGAAAGACUGGGCCUGGUUGACGUGUCUACCACUUUAAUCAGUCAGGCACUUACAAUUGCUGUGCGAUAUGGCGUGGUGCGUCGUCAAGGUUCAAAGAACGAACAAAUUAUGGACUAUCAGUCACAUUAUGCAAAACUGAUCCCAGCUAUAUCGUUUAUGUAUAUGGUCAAAAGCUCGCUCAGAACAAUUUACCAGCAAUUUGGAAUUUUGACUGCUGGAGGAGAAAUUGAACAAAAGCUGUAUCUCAAUCAUAUGGGCGACGUGCACUGUAUGUCUGCGUCAUUGAAGGGUUUGUCCGGUAGUCUUUCAGCUAGUAUCUUAGAAGUGUGUCGUCGUUGCUGUGGAGGACACACCUAUUCUGCUUAUAAUGCUCUUGGUCAUCUAACAGCUGACUGGAACGUAAUGACAGUUGGUGGAGGUGAUGAUACUGUCUUACUGCAGCAGGCUUCCACCUACUUAUUGCAUCGUUUCAACCAGAAAAUAAAACACAAUACAUAUCCCGAAUUCAAAUACGAAAGCUCAACUUCAUACUUCACAUACGCUGAAGAGUUACUGGCUGCAAAAAUAUGGCAUGUGGAAGAAGUAGAUGAUUGCUUAAAAGAUCUAAAUCUGAUCCAGGAAGCAUUACAGGUCAUACUUGCAAAGAGACUCUUUAGCAUUCAGCAAGCACUUGAAAAUGGAGCUACUCAUAAUGAUGUUUUGCUCGAUGCCAAUAGAGUGGCAGAGCUUCAUUGCGCCACAUUCUUAUACUCGGACAAUGCAAGACGUUUUUCAGUCAUCAAUAACUCUUCUCUAGAUACAAGCGUUGCAACUAUCAUGAGGCAAAUGACGGUCCUAUGGGGACUCUAUGUCCUUCGUACAUAUGGAGAUCAGGGAUUCCUAGAAGGAUACAUUUCUCCACAACAAUUGAAAGGCAUUGAAAAAGCAUACCUCAAGCUUUGCAAAGACCUGAGAAAAGACGUGGUUGGUCUUACUGAUGCCUUUGGUUUACCUGAUUUUGUCUUGAAAGCUCCUAUUGCUCGCUAUGAUGGCGAUAUUUAUCAGAACUAUUUUGAUACCAUCUUACAGGCACCUAAUAGCACAGGUGUGCCUUCUUACCAUGGAAAGUAUAUCCGACCAUUAACUGAAAAGUUUAGUCAAAUACCACUCGAGGAAACUUGUAACAAAACACAAUAA